Molecule: messenger RNA, 2448 nt
Organism: Cottoperca gobio
Lineage: Eukaryota; Metazoa; Chordata; Actinopteri; Perciformes; Bovichtidae
Product: protocadherin gamma-A4-like
Exons: 1
Coding region: 1-2448 (815 amino acids)
Biological process (GO): homophilic cell-cell adhesion
Cellular component (GO): plasma membrane
Molecular function (GO): calcium ion binding
Source: RefSeq, a predicted model, not a curated record
AUGGGAGACAAAGGAUUUUCAGCGCUGCGGUCGAUCCUCUGCUUUGCUUCCUUUAUCGUAACGCUGCAGCUCGUUAAUGGAGACCUGAGUUAUUCUGUUCCAGAAGAGAUGAAACGCGAGUCUGUCAUUGGAAAUAUAGCUAAAGAUCUCGGUCUUGAUCUGAGGACUUUAUCUUCCCGAAAGGCCCGUGUUGAUUUUGAGGGGACUCGUAAACGGUACUGUGAUAUUAAUCUGAGUACUGGAGAUUUGGUCACAUCGGAGAGAAUGGACAGAGAAAGCCUUUGUGGCAAGAAACCCUCGUGUGUUGUGAAAGUAGAUCUGGUGUUAGAAAAUCCUCUGGAGCUUCAUCGUGUCAGUCUUCAUAUUCAAGAUGUAAACGACAACUCGCCGAAAUUCAAAAAACAAUUGAUUGAAAUGGAAAUAAGGGAGUCAGCUGACAAGGGUAACCGCUUCUCUAUCGACGAGGCCCAUGACGCAGAUAUAGGUCAAAAUGCUGUUCAGAGGUACAGCCUACAGAAAAACGACAACUUUAUUCUCUCUGUUGACAGCAACAAGGUUGAACUUGUACUAGAGAAUAAACUUGAUCGUGAAAAGCAAAAAGAGAUUAAUUUGCUCCUCACAGCUUUAGAUGGAGGCUCUCCUCAGAGAUCAGGUACUGUAGUCAUACACGUCACUGUGCUGGAUGCUAAUGAUAACGCCCCAGUGUUUAGCCAGGCCGUUUAUAAAGCCAGUCUGCCUGAACACUCUCCUCCAGACACCUUAGUGAUUAAUGUUAGUGCUACUGACGCAGAUGAAGGAGUGAAUGGAGAUGUGACGUAUGAUUUAAGCCACGUGUCAGAUGACGAUGAAAAAUUAUUUUCUAUUGACCCUAAAACGGGACAAAUUAGAGUAACUGGAGAGAUCGACUUUGAAGAAAAUAGUUCUUUUGAAAUGAGGGUGGAAGCUAAAGAUGGUUUAGGACUAACUUCUUACGCCAAAGUAAUAAUAGAUGUUACUGAUGUGAAUGAUAAUGCUCCAGUGAUAUAUCUGAAAUCACUGACUAACCCCAUACCUGAGAACGUGUCACCUGGUACAGAGGUGGGCAUCAUUAACGUGCAGGAUAGAGACUCUGAGAAUAACAGACAGGUCCGCUGCUCCAUUCAGCAAAACGUCCCUUUUAAGUUGGUUCCUUCUAUUAAAAACUAUUAUUCUCUGGUGACCACAGGACAACUGGACCGUGAACUAGUGUCUGACUACAACAUUACAAUCAGUGCCACUGACGAGGGCUCUCCACCUCUGUCCUCCUCUAAAACUGUUCCGUUAUCUGUAGCAGACAUCAACGACAACCCACCUGUGUUUGAGGAACAGUCGUACAGCGCAUAUGUGAGUGAAAAUAACAAACCUGGCUCCACUUUAUGUUCCGUUACUGCUCGAGACCCCGACUGGAGACAAAACGGUACAGUGAUUUAUUCUCUGUUAGCCGGUGAGGUGAACGGUGCCCCGGUGUCCUCCUAUCUCUCUGUUAACGGAGACACGGGGGUGAUCCACGCUGUGAGGUCGUUUGAUUAUGAACAGUUCAGGAGUUUUAAAGUCCACGUGACGGCCAGAGACAACGGUUCUCCUCCGCUCAGCAGCAACGUGACCGUCAGUGUGUUCGUAUCGGAUGUGAACGACAACUCUCCUCAGAUACUGUACCCCGCCCCGGAGGGCAACUCCUUCAUGACCGAGCUGGUCCCCAAAGCUGCACACGGAGGCUCUCUGGUGUCCAAAGUGAUAGCAGUGGACGCAGACUCCGGACAGAACGCCUGGCUGUCCUAUCAUAUAGUCAAAUCCACUGAUCCGGGACUUUUCACUAUUGGUCUCCACAGCGGAGAGAUCAGGACACAGCGGGACAUUUCUGAGUCUGACAGCAUGAAACAGAACCUUAUUGUGGCAGUGAAAGAUAACGGACAGCCCUCUCUCUCUGCCACCUGCUCCAUGUAUUUACUUAUCUCUGACAACUUGGCUGAGGUGCCAGAACUGAAGGAUAUUUCUUAUGAUGAGAAGAACUCCAAACUGACCUCUUAUCUGAUCAUCGCGCUGGUGUCCGUGUCCACCUUUUUUCUGACCUUCAUCAUCAUCAUCCUGGGUGUGAGGUUUUGUCGCAGUAGAAAGCCCAGACUGUUGUUUGAUGGAGCAGUUGCCAUCCCCAGCGCUUAUCUCCCUCCUACUUACGCAGAUGUUGACGGCACAGGAACUUUACGCAGCGCUUACAAUUAUGACGCCUACCUGACAACAGGUUCUAGAACCAGUGACUUUAAGUUCGUGUCAUCUUACAAUGACAACACACUGCCUGCUGACCAGACGCUGAGGAAAAGUCCAUCCGACUUUGUUGACCCGUUUGAAGACUUAGAGCCGGCUGUAGAGGUAGGAGCAGUUCACAUUGCUUUACUGGUCACACAAUGUUUUUUGUCUUUAUUGAGUUUUUAA